AUGAAUAUCUUCAGUCAGCCGGAUUAUUACCCGUCUCCAUCAUCAAAUGUCAUUACAUAUUCACACCAAUCAAGAAGUAGUACGCUGAUAGAUGAAAAAAAUUCAUCUACAAGACGUAAACGUUUGUUGAAUUCAGAUAUUUAUGCUUUAAUUGUAUAUCUUUCAUCACCAAUUGAUCCGGUGGAUUAUUCCGCAUUUUCUGAUUUCUUCUUAAUUUAUAGGAAUUUCAUUACACCAUUGAAAUUACAUGAAUUAUUAAUCUCUAGAUUUAAAUGGUCAUAUAUUGAAACAAUAUCUCAAGAUAAUACACAAACUAAAAUUGGUGAAAUUUCAUUAGUUAGAACGUUUGUCCUAAUAAGGCAUUCUUUAUUAAACAAUUUUUUACAAGAUUUUAUUAAUAACAAACCUUUAAGAUUAUUAGUUCUUCAAUUUUUAAAUGAUGAUUUUACUGCAUUACCAAAAAUUGUUCAACAAUCUAUUAUAAAUUUGAAAAAAAUUUGGAUUAUGAAAUCGAAACAAUCGUGGGACAAUAUAAUAUUCGAUGGCCCUGCCAAUGGAGAUUGGUUACUAUUUCAAUUGAAAGACGUUUUACAAUUGGCUAAAGAACAAAAAAGAUCAAGUAGAUUAAGCUUUAUGGCUAUUAAAGGUUCAUCAAGUCCAGAAUUCCGGAAUGAAAGUGUAUUAUCAUUAUAUAAGACAGAUCCAAUAAAUACAGAUUAUACGAAUAAUAAUAAUAAUUACAGUAAAGAGAAUAAAAUUGAUAAUACUGAAACGAAAAGAACAGGUUCAUUAUUGUUAUAUCCUAAUGAUAAUUCUAAUAUUCAAACAAUAAAUAUUAUACCGACAAUGAAAAAUGAACCUGAUUUAAAGAAAGAAAAACAUAUGACUUUAGUUCAAAGAAUGUCAAAAGUGAUUAAAGAUGUCGAUUAUCCCAAAUCUCCAGAGAUCAAUAGAAUUAUACCGCCAACGCCUGCUAAAAAAGUAGAAUUUAUCUUGAAUUCCUUAUAUGUUCCUGAGUCUAAAAAUUUGGAAAUAAAUAAACCUAAACACUCGAUUCAAAGAUCAUCUUCACUUUCACGAAAUUUAUCUCGUACUUCCACAAUAUUUUAUAAAGGUGCUUUAUCACUUUUGGCUAAAUGGAAGCAUAAUCAUUCAAAUCAAGACUCUGAAAUGUAUGAGAAACCUGAAAUGGAUACUUUUGUAAAAUACGUGAUAUCAAUUACUUCAUUAGAUCACGAAAACUCUAAUGAUGAAGAAUUUAAAAAUAUUAAUGGAUUUGCCAAAUUCGAUAUUUUAAGUGCAAGAACAAUCGAUGAAGUAGAAUAUUUGGUUUCUUUAGAGAAUAAAAUGAUUCAAGAAGUGAAAGAGCUACAUUGUAAUGACAACGACUAUGAUAUCAUGACCCACAUGACCAAUCAAAAUGUACGCAAACAAAAUAUUGAAUUUAGCGCUCUAGAUAAUCUCGAUUUAUAUCAAACAGUAAACACCAUUGCGAAAUCUGUCAUAUCUUUAUCAAACACUUUACAAAAAUCUAAUGAUAGCCAUUUAAUGAGAGGUUCAAGUAAUAAGAAUAGCAAUAACACUGAGGCUUUCCCAUAUUUAUCACCUUCGUUCGAUAGAAGAAAAAUUAAGAGUACUACAGCAGCAAUCCUUAAUACUAGUAACAGUGGUCUUGUUAAUCCAAAUUUCGAUCAGGAUAGUGUUACUGGUCCACAGAGAUUAAUUUUCCUCGAUGGAGAUGGUACCACUGCUCAUGGGGUUAGUAAUGAUCAGCAACCGAAUGGUUCACCUUUAAAACAUUUACUUCCAAAUGGAACUGAAAGCUCUGAUCCAGUAGACUACUAUCGGGUUGAAUCACGUAUAUCCUCUGUAACAUAUGAUUCCGAACUAUCAGCAACAUCACCAGGGUUAAGCAAUGCAUUAUCUGAGAGAUCAGAAGAAAGUACACCAGGCCUCGUAAGGGAAUUGGUACCGCAAAUGAGUAAAGGUUUAUCCAAGAAAGAAAGUGUCGAUAAUUUGAGAGAAUUUACCUUUGAAGAUGAGGAUGAAAAAGAGAACUCUGAAAGCAGUGAUCAACUUAAUGAUGAUAUGAUUUCCGUUUCGUUGUCCCAGAAUGGAGACACGGACAGCUUGCUCGAGGAUACCGAUGAAGUAAAACCAUUACACUCAAUAGAAAUUGAAAACAAUAAUUCUGAUUUCAUUUCCCCCUUACCUUCCACAAAGAAAAUGGCCAUGAGACCAGCUAGUGGAAGAAUUAGUAUAAUGAAAAGAAGAACAGUACAUACUCCACUCUCAGAUGGAAUCUCAAGUAUUAAAUCUCCGAUGAGAAAGUCUUUAUCGUUAUUAAAAGAUAACGAUUUUUUGCAAAAAGAUAACGCAUUAUUUGAAAAUGAAUUAAAACUGACAAAAUUGGAAGAAGUCAUAAACAGAAAUUCCUAUACACCUAGUGUUUCAACAAGUAGAUUAUUUAACUCUGUCCAUAACAGCCCAAAGAAAAUAAAGAUCGAUGAAGGUGGUAGGAUCAGGUUAUCGAUAGCUCCAAGUAUGAAUUCUAUCCAGAGUGAAGGCUCAUUCUCAAGCAGUAUGUCUAUAUCGACACAGAGUCCAUUACGUCAUAAAGUGCUAAAUAACUUGAGAGAAGAAUUUCAAAAUGAUAAAGUGCAUCGAAGCUCAUUAGCUGAAUCUAAUAAUGGUAACAAAUACUUCUUUUCCCCUGAUAAUGACAGUAUAAAUGCUGCAUCCCCAGAAAAGGAUAUGGAAGAACUAAAGAAUAAGUUCUUACAGUCAAGUUCGAAUAGUCCAUCCAAGACUGAAAUAAGCUCGGCUAGAGAUGUAACAACAGAAACUGAUAUAGCUGUAAUGCAAGCAAAUAUGAAAAAGGACUUAAAUCCUACAAAUUUAAAGGAUAUUGCUGACAUGCCGGAUGAUUCUAUUCACGAUGAUCCAGUUAACGUUGCCAUGUUGAAGUUAGAAGGGAAAUAUAGUAAAGAGGAAACGCAACUAAAAAUGCAGAGCUCCCCUAAUGUAUCUACGGUAAGUAAAGAAGUCGGACUUUUAAAUUUGGAACAAAUUGUCUCCAUGCCAAGAACUCCAGGUGAAAAACGUAGAUCGUUAUUAAUUGAAAGAAGAAGAAAGACAAUAAUGACUAUACCAUUUACUCCAGAACCUCAGGACGUUCAAACUAUUGAUUCUCGUGAUGUCCUAGGCGAGUCAGAAAUGACGAAACUGCAGAAUUUAAUGAAAUCCUAUUCUAUUGAAGAUCCAAACUUAGAGAUAACCAAUAGCCAACACCAUAUUCCUUUUAUUUUGAUGUAUGACUCCAAGUCUGUCGCUGAACAGUUAACUUUAAUUGAAAAAGAACUACUAAAAGAAAUUGAUUGGAAAGACCUAUUAGAUUUGAAUAUAGAAUAUGGUGGUCCAAUGGUAACGAGUUGGUUACAAUUAUUAAUAGAGAAUGAAUCGUUAUCUGGGAUUGAUUUGAUGGUUGCACGUUUUAAUUUAACAGUAACUUGGAUUGUAUCUGAAAUAUCACUAACUCAAGAUAUUAAGAUGAGAAGAAAUACUAUCCAGAGAUUCAUUCAUGUUGCAGAGCACUGCAGAAAAUUCCAAAACUACAACACUUUAAUGGCAAUUGUCCUUGCAUUGAAUUCUACCACUGUGCAGAAGAUGAUCGAUGCAUGGAGAUUAAUUGAACCUGGAGAUUUACUAACCUGGGAAGAAUUAAAGAAGAUCUGCAAUCUAGAUGGUAACUACAAUGCCAUUAGACAUCUUUUAAGUGAAAUCGAUCCAUUGGCUGGAUGUAUCCCAUUUGUGGCUAUUUAUCUAUCUGAUUUAGCUAUAAAUUCCGAGAAGAAAAGUUGGAUAAAAGAAAAUAAAAUUAUUAAUUACAAUAAGUUUGACAUGAACGUCCAAAUUGUGAAACACUUUAUACAAUUAUCACAAUGGUCGAAAUUCUAUAAAGUUAAGCCAGAUCAUGAACUAUUAAGCAAAUGUGUAUACAUUUCGGCACUAACGGAUGACGAGAUCGAACGUUUAAACAACGGUCUAAAUCUCUAG
Molecule: messenger RNA, 4056 nt
Organism: Maudiozyma barnettii
Lineage: Eukaryota; Fungi; Ascomycota; Saccharomycetes; Saccharomycetales; Saccharomycetaceae
Gene: LTE1
Product: mitotic regulator LTE1
Exons: 1
Coding region: 1-4056 (1351 amino acids)
Biological process (GO): Ras protein signal transduction; positive regulation of GTPase activity
Cellular component (GO): plasma membrane
Molecular function (GO): guanyl-nucleotide exchange factor activity
Source: RefSeq, a predicted model, not a curated record